AUGAAUAUCAACCAAUGGAUCGAGAGCUUAGAGCAAGCGGUUCCGCCCAACGAAUCACCUCUGCCCACUGACCAACCUCAUGCACCUCUCAAGCGUGGGCAAGGCUCCAGGACAAGCUCCUUGCUGGAGCCAUUUACCUAUCAGAAAAAGCGAGGUACAAAAGACAAACAGCCAAUUGUCUACGUCAACUCAUCAAGUUCGGAUACAAGCCGCACCACUUCAACAUCCACAUCUUCUCGCCGAACCUCGCAGCCAUCCUCCUCAUCCAGUAAAAGGUAUCGAAAGAGGCCACGCUAUCAUACAAAAGCAGACAAAUACCAUUCUAAGUCAGAAUCAAAACCACGACAGAAGCGAGAAAAGACGAAGAAGAAGAAGAAAGACAAGGAGAAGGGGCGUAGUCGCCGCAACAAGCGCAAGAGCAAAGCAGUGACGGGCGUGGUUCAAACUUUCAAAGCCAAGAAUGUUCCUAAGGAUCGACUUACGCUUGACCCUGGCACGAGAUUCGGGUUGUAUACCAAAGGUCGUUCGUCAGGUCCUACUAAGGGCAAAGGCUUACCAGAUCUGGUCUUCUCCGAAAUGAGGUUCCUACAAAAGCCUGAAUCGCCAACAAAGGAGGAGCCUGAUCGAAGGCCCAAGAAGAAGUCACAGAAGAAGAAAGGUCGUCAACUAUCCGAAAGAGAGAUCUCGAAGUAUUUCGAUGUGGACGCAACACGGUCUGGCGAUGAUAACACUGGCGAGCGUCGACAUACACCACCCCUUGACACAUCGAGAGUCUUAAGAGAUGUACAGACAGCAUCUCCAGUGAUAUCGGUACUCCUCGAAAAGCCUUUUCUGGGAUUUGGAAGCAGAGGCUCACAUCCGCCGACAACGAGCUACUAUAGCUGGUCGGAGUCUGUAAAAGGAAGCUCAGCACGAAUGGCACAUUUCGUUCAGGAUCUUGAGCCUUUAGCUGUGGGCCAGCUCCAAAGUGGUCGAGCCCAGCAACGGAUGGAAGCCGUCGUCCUUGAGCAAGACACGGCUCAGCAUCGAUCUGCAGAGCGAAUGAUUCCUGGACAACACAACCAAAAUCAGGAUCUGAUAUACGAACCUGCUCAAGAGAUCAGCCAAAUCACUCGCUUGCCAGUCAAGCACCAAAUCGACCAAGGAGCCGAUACUGAGACAAAGCCGAUGACCAUCUCUGAAAAGCAUGAGAACUCUGCACCUGCUGCUACAACCCUCGUCCAUCAGAGCGAAAGACUACGGCACAGCGCAAAGAGAACCUUUUCAGCUGAUAAAGCGAUGCCAACUAGACCUACAGCUAACGACAACGAGCGUUGCCGUACUGAGCCAACACAACCAGAACUCAAAGUCAAUCCUGUUAAGCAGUAUUCAGAACCUUGGGAAGAGCUGCUACAAAGCUGUGAACUCGCAGCUCGGCCUCCGGUUCUCACCUAUUACGAUGAGGACCUGCCCCAAUAUAACCCACCUGCUAUCAGCAGACAGCGCCCGCUUGAUAACUACAGUCACGCUGGCCCUCCACUCUGGAGGGCAGAUGUUAAUCAUCUCACAGAGUAUGGCUUUCCAAACAGCACAGCUUUUAUGAGCGAACAGGUGCAUUGGACCCAACCCGUGGCAACUGAAUAUCAUGACGACACUGCCCCAUUCUUAGAAGAGAUGAUGGAUGAAGCUUCGGAGUCUCUAGAUUCACAAGAGGAUCAUGAGCUGACGAAGGAAGAUGCUUUAGAGUGGGAUAUCGAUGAUGCUGAACGAUACGAUGAGAUACAGGACAAUCAGAUUCGAGAUGGCGAGACCAUGGAUGACUUUUCUGUGUUCUGGCAGCCGAACAGGUUAUAUUGA
Messenger RNA from Aureobasidium melanogenum CBS 110374, 1836 nucleotides. RefSeq lists its product as uncharacterized. Bases 1 to 1836 code for a protein of 611 amino acids. Lineage: Eukaryota; Fungi; Ascomycota; Dothideomycetes; Dothideales; Saccotheciaceae. The transcript has 3 exons. The record is from RefSeq and is a predicted model, not a curated record.